AUGGAGGAAUGCACCCAAUGGAUUAUAGGUUGUGGAGAAAUUAUGUUUUGGACGGAUAAUUGGAUAGAAGAGCAAUUGAUAGGCCCGUUGCCGUACGAUAAUAAUCUCACUGUGGCAGCUGCUUUUCAUAAUAUUUCGGAGUUUAUGCAGUUUAUCCCUGUCCGAUUACUUGAUAAAAUUAGCCGUGUCAGGCUAGAUACAAAUAUCCCUGAUAUGCUAAUUUUUACCCUUUCUCAAAAUGGUGAAUUCUCGAGCAAGGCUUAUUAUAAUCAUCUUCGGAUUUGGGGUCCCGGGAAAAUCAGCGUUAUUUCUCGGGGUAUCCCUUUGGUGUCAAGAUGUGUUUGCUGCAAAAAUCCAAAGCAAGAAGACGUCCCCCAUUUAUUUUUUGGAUCGGAAAUUGCCAAGGCAGUAUGGAAACGCGUGGGUGAUUUAUUCAAUCUCCCAUCGGGAUUUUCUUCUACUAAACACGCUUUAAGCACGUGGAACCCAAAGCCGAAGGCGCUUUCCUAUUACCCGAUGAUCCAAGCAUCGGUGGUGUGUCACACUCUUCGAGAAAUCUGGCUUGCUCGGUGUAAGGUGGUUUACGACGGAGGAAGUAUGUCUAUCGAAGCCAUAAGCAGACGAGUUUUCCAUAAUAUUCAACAUUUGGGUACAGUACACGCUCCUCGCCAACCCUCCACUAAGAUUCAAAGGCUGCGAUUGGAGGCGGCUGGAUUUCGCUUGUUUCAUCCGCCAGAGAAACGAGGAGCAUGGCACAAGUGGGAGUUUCCUUUAACGGGUUGCUAUAAGUUAAAUACUGAUGGCUCUGCUAAAGAAGAUAGUUGCACGGGUGGAGGUAUCAUUCGGGAUUCAGGCGGUAAUAUUAUAGCAGACUUUUCGUCCUAUUUUGGAGAAGGGUCCAAUAAUGUGGUGGAGUUUCUAGCUGUAUGGCAUGGCCUUCGUCUAUGUAAGUUGAUGGGAGUCUUUCUGGUUACGGUGGAAACAGACUCGCUAUUGGUAGUUAAUGCUAUACGGAGCAAUUGUGUUGCUUGGGAUCUCGUCUAUGUUCACCGUCUUUGGAUGCAGGAGGUGACGGAUGGGUGCAAUUUUCAGCAUGUGUUUCGACAGAAGAACAUGGUUGCAGACCGUCUAGCAAACUGGGCGUACACACAUAAAUCAAGUCAAGAGUUCUUCUCGGGGAUUAGCUUACCGAAUAGGAGCUUUUAA
Molecule: messenger RNA, 1206 nt
Organism: Erythranthe guttata (spotted monkey flower)
Lineage: Eukaryota; Viridiplantae; Streptophyta; Magnoliopsida; Lamiales; Phrymaceae
Source: RefSeq, a predicted model, not a curated record